Colletotrichum phormii is the source of this 1051-nucleotide messenger RNA. RefSeq lists its product as uncharacterized. The transcript has 2 exons. Bases 206 to 964 code for a protein of 252 amino acids. The record is from RefSeq and is a predicted model, not a curated record. NCBI's taxonomy places the organism in Eukaryota, Fungi, Ascomycota, Sordariomycetes, Glomerellales, Glomerellaceae.
CCCCACCUCGAAUUUUCUGAUCCUCCGUGGCGAUACCCUCAUCGCGACCGACUCUUGCAAGAAUUUCACCUCAACUUUGUUGCUUUCUCGAUCAUAACUCUCGAGAACAUCCGUCUGUGUCUUGAACGUUCUGAUACCGCCGAACCGAACCAUCAUCACCUAACAGCUCUCUGCUUCUUCACGCCCCGCGCCAUCCACAUUCGCCAUGGCAGCCGUAUGCAAAGCCUGCGAGGACCCCCUCAUCAUCACAAUCGACCCAGACAGCGAAGACGAAGAUAACCAAACCGGCGACGAGCCCCAAAACGUCCCCGAUGACCUCGAGCUCCCUUGCGGCUGCCACUUUCACUGGCAAUGCCUCCUAGACCAAUCCGAACAGACAGCCCUCUCCCUCUCCUGCCCCUCCUGCACAACCUACCUCCCAUCCCAAAACCCAACCACCGGCGAACCCGCAAUCCUAACCCGCUACGUAAACGAAGGCGGCCUCCAAGACGCCCUCGACAUCCUCCCCACCCUCACAGAAGAAGCCUACCUCACCUCCAACCCAGAAGCCCGCCCCGCCCGCGCAUACCACCUCAUGGCCGCCGAAGGCGACCUCGAGGGCAUCGUCGCCCUCCUCCACGACGCAAACGAGGAGCUGGCCGGCAACGUCGACGCCCUGAGCCAGCUGAUCCGCUACCAGGACCCGCUCGCCGGCGGCCGGAGCGCGCUGCACGUCGCGGUGGAAAAGGCGCAGGAGGAAGUGGUGUGGUUGCUUCUGUGGAUCGCGUCGCGGUUGUCGACGGACGCAUUUCCCGCUGCGGCGAGAGAGGUUGCCGAGAGUCUGCAGAUUGUCAGGUUGACCAAUGAUGUUGGCGAGGAUAUUCGCGCGCUCAAGGCUGAGGAUGGGACGACUGCCGAGGACGUAGCCAAGGGUUUGCCUGCUCGCUGGGGCGCCUUGGUUGAUGCCGGUGUUCUGCGUGCCUAAGUUGUGUGAAGAGAGAUGCGAAUGAAAAAGAUACCCCAGCCUGGUGUGGACGAAUCAUACAGUCUAGCAAAACACUCAUAGCACGUG